AUGAAAACUGUAUUUGAAGCCUUCCCAGAAAUUGUGUUUGCUGAUGCUACUUAUAAGCUAUUAGAUAGUAGGAUACCAGUUUUUGUUCUUUUGGUAGAGGACGGGAAUGGACAAAGCGAAAUAGCUGCAAUAGGGUUACUAGUCAACGAACUGCAUGAAACAUUGAAAUGGUUUUUUCAAACAUUUCAAAAGAAUAACCCUGCUAGCAUGAAUACUAAUGUGUUCAUGACAGAUAAAGACAUGAAUGAGAGAAAAGUUAUAAAUGAUAUUUUUCCAGAUGCAAAGAUUUUAAUAUGUUUAUUUCAUGCACUGCGUACUUUCCACCGAGAAAUAACCUGUGAUAAAUUGGGGAUUACGCCUCAAGAAAGGGACCAAUCAAAGGUUUUAUUUGAAAAACUAUGCUAUUCCGAUAAUGAAGAAGAGUAUCAAAAGUUGUACGAUACUCUUAAAUCCUUUGCACCAGCACAGGUUAUGGAUUACUUUAAUAAAAAUUGGCAUCCUAUAAGAAAUGAGUGGGUGGUAGGCAUGACUUAUAACGCUGGAAAUUUUUUGAAUAGGACAAAUAACCGCCUAGAAAGUUUCAAUGGAAAAUUGAAAUCUGUCAUUGACUCAUUUUCAAACCUGCAAGAAUUUUUUGAAAAACUAUUUGUUGUCCUAAAAUGCCUCAGAAUAGAACGAGAUAGUAAAGCACUACAUAUAGUUCAAAAAUGGCCAACAACUAAGUUUUUAAAUGCUGUAGAAGAACAAUAUUUUAGACUGUUGACUCCCUACACCUUCGAUUUUUUGAAAAAACAAUUGCAACAAAAAAGUACUAUUGUUGAAAGUACAAGUACAGAUCAAUCAUGUAGCUGUGCUUUUUUUAGGUCUAUGAAACUGCCAUGUAAGCACAUUUUCAAAAAAAGAGAACAAGAAAGCUUGUCCCUCUUCGAUCCUACAAUUUGCGAUAAUAGAUGGACAAGAAAUUAUUACACAAAAUCUCAUGUUGUAUUUAAUACAUUGAGCAAUGAUCAAGUUCAAUGUUCAAGUUUGUCAAUAACACACCAACCAGAACAAAGGACAAGAUGUUUAACAUCACAUGAAAAAUUUAGAAAAGCUUCAAUGUAUUCAACUAAAAUUUCUGAAAUUUUAAGUACUGUGUCAAAUGAUCAGUUUCACAGGAAAAUUGAACAGUUGAAAUUGAUUAUUAAUUGUUGGGCAAAUAAUAAAGAGUUGUCAAUAAAAUUGUUGGAAGAUGAUAUUUGUGUACUUAAUGAUUAUAUAAUUGAAGAGGAGGUUGAUGUUGAAGAAGAGGUUGAUGUUGAAGAGGAGGUUGAUGUUGAAGAGGAGGAUACUGCCGAUAUUGCCAAUUACAAAGAAGCAUACUUGUUAAAUAUUUAA
Messenger RNA from Acyrthosiphon pisum (pea aphid), 1377 nucleotides. RefSeq names its product putative protein FAR1-RELATED SEQUENCE 10. Lineage: Eukaryota; Metazoa; Arthropoda; Insecta; Hemiptera; Aphididae. The record is from RefSeq and is a predicted model, not a curated record. Gene Ontology annotation, molecular function: zinc ion binding. The coding region runs from base 1 to 1377 and encodes 458 amino acids. The transcript is spliced from 2 exons.